Molecule: messenger RNA, 534 nt
Organism: Nerophis lumbriciformis (worm pipefish)
Lineage: Eukaryota; Metazoa; Chordata; Actinopteri; Syngnathiformes; Syngnathidae
Source: RefSeq, a predicted model, not a curated record
AUGGUGAGUCCGGCAGCGGGAGAACAUCCUCUCCAGUACAACUACACUUUCUGGUACAGCCGAAGAAACCAGAGUCGGGUGGCGAGCGCGCAAAGCUACGAACAAAACAUCCGAAGAAUCGGGACAGUGGCAUCGGUGGAGCAGUUUUGGAAGUUCUACAGUCACCUGGUACGUCCAGGAAACCUGAGCGAACACAUCGACUUCCACUUGUUCAAGGAGGGUAUUAAACCGAUGUGGGAGGACGAGUGCAACCGCGGCGGAGGCAAGUGGAUCAUCAGGCUGCGAAAAGGACUCGCCAGCCGAUUCUGGGAGAACCUCAUUCUUGCCAUGCUGGGAGAGCAAUUCAUGGUCGGGGAGGAAAUUUGCGGUGCAGUCAUAUCCAUACGCUUCCAGGAGGACUUCCUUUCAAUCUGGAACAAGACUGCUAACGAUGAAACCACGACUCACAGAAUCAGAGAGACUUUCAAACGAGUUCUCAACCUUCCACCUAACACCAUCAUGGAGUACAGGCCUCACAACGACAGCCUCAGGUAG